GGCUCGAUGUAUUAAAAAUAGCAUGAAUUACAUAAUUUCUAAAAAAUUCUUUUUUUUUUACAUAAUACCCUCAAUAUAUAUGUUGAAAAGGAUGCGGAAAUUUUUUUGAGGGAUAAUAGUGUCUUUAAGCAUGUUAAUGCAUGCAUUCGAUCCAUUGCAUUAUUAAUGUCAUGGAUUUUGAGGUAUUAGUAAUACACCUCAAUAUACAAUAGAGUUUAUAACUAAUGCAAGCAUUAGUUAUACAUUGGGUAAAAAGAUAUACCAAACAAGGUACUACUAAUACAUAUUAAACUAAUGCAUGCAUUAACUUUCCAAUACACUCUACCAAACGACCCCUAUGUUUUUUUUUAAAAAAGAACCUUGAUGCUUUAAGAAAAAAGGAAGUGACCUUCCUUAAACAAAAAAUAAAGAACCAAAAUAAUAACUAAUAUUAAGGCAUCCAAACAGCCUAGCACAGUUAAUCCAGACGCUGACUUUUGUCCAGCUGUGGGUGGACUAAGUAGUUUUUCACUAAUUCUUUCUUGAGAUCUGCAGAAGUAGUUUUUCACUUGUUCUUUCUUGAGAUCUGCUGCUCAAAUCAGCAAAUGUGUUCCAUAUUCUAACUUCGAUUUCCUUUAGCUCCCUCCUGAAUACUGUCCGUUACGCAAGCCCUUCUUCAGCAAGCAGAAGGGAUUACGGAAUUCUCCCUCUGAAGACCCCUAACACAAUCUUGGUUUAGUUAUCUAGCGGAAAGUCAAAGAUUUAUUUGAACAUUCCUCCAUUCCUAAUCUGAUGCAUUCAUCAGGUUAUUUCUACAUAAUUAUUUGGUUUCUAAUUCCAUUUCUGGUUGGAUCUGAAUCAACUGUGAAAAGCUCACUUGAUUCCUUACUUCAGCAAUAUGCUUUCAGGGAAUUGA
Molecule: messenger RNA, 895 nt
Organism: Capsicum annuum
Lineage: Eukaryota; Viridiplantae; Streptophyta; Magnoliopsida; Solanales; Solanaceae
Cellular component (GO): membrane
Source: RefSeq, a predicted model, not a curated record